Molecule: messenger RNA, 1398 nt
Organism: Ochotona princeps (American pika)
Lineage: Eukaryota; Metazoa; Chordata; Mammalia; Lagomorpha; Ochotonidae
Gene: SLC17A1
Product: solute carrier family 17 member 1
Exons: 11
Coding region: 1-1398 (465 amino acids)
Biological process (GO): monoatomic anion transport; phosphate ion transmembrane transport
Cellular component (GO): membrane
Source: RefSeq, a predicted model, not a curated record
AUGGAUAACCAGUUCCCUUCCAAGAAAGGUCCAAGUUUCUGUUCCUUCCGAUAUGUGUUGGCACUCUUCAUGCACUCUUGUAACGUUGUGGUAAUGGCACAGCGCAUGUGUCUGAGCCUCACAAUGAUAGCCAUGGUGAACAACACUAAUCUACGUGGUUUGCCUAACACCUCCACAGAGGAUCACCCAGGUUACAUAAAGAACCCUGUCUAUGAUUGGAGUCCUGAUAUCCAGGGAAUCAUCCUCAGCGCCAUUUUGUACGGCACAUUCAUCAUUCAAAUUCCUGUUGGAUACCUCUCUGGAAUAUACCCCAUAAAGAAAAUUAUUGGCUUUGCAUUACUCCUGAGCUCUCUAUUCAGCCUGUUCAUCCCACUAGCUGCUGAAGUUGGAGAAACUUGGAUCAUUGCAUGCAGAGUACUCCAAGGAAUAUCGCAGGGGACAGCAACAACAGCACAGCAUGAAAUAUGGGUCAAAUGGGCUCCUCCCUUGGAACGGAGCAGUCUUACCUCUAUUAGUCUAUCAGGGUUUCUGCUGGGUCCAUUCAUUGUCCUGCUUGUGACGGGGAUCAUCUGUGACUCUCUGGGCUGGCCCAUGGUCUUCUACAUUUUUGGUGCUUGUGGCUGCACACUAAGUCUUCUCUGGUUCAUUCUGUUUUAUGAUGAUCCCAAGAAUCACCCAUGUGUAAGCAUCAAUGAGAAGGAAUACAUCACGUCUUCCCUCAUCCAGCAGGUGAGCUCUACGAGACCAUCUCUGCCAAUCAUGGCUAUAAUUAAGUCUCUUCCACUCUGGGCCAUUUCUUUCAGUAGUUUUGCUUACUUAUGGACGUAUAACAUAUUGAUUCUAUAUAGCCCAACGUUUAUCAACUCCAUGCUUCAUGUUAACAUAAGAGAGAAUGGUAUACUGUCCAGUCUCCCCUUCUUGCUUGCAUGGAUUUGUGGUAUCAUAGCAGGUCACGCAGCCGACUUGCUUUCUUCAAAGAAUGUUCUCAGCCUAACUGCUGUUCGGAAACUCUUCACUGCAAUGGGACUUCUCUUGCCUUCGAUCUUCAGCAUGUGCCUGCUCUACCUGAGUUACAGCUUCUCCAGCACUAUUGCUUUUCUGAUACUUGCAAAUGCAACAAGCAGCUUGUGUCUUGCUGGAACACUUAUCAAUGCAUUGGAUAUUGCUCCCAGGUAUUAUGCAUUUCUCAAAGGAGUUACAGCCGUAAUUGGAAUGACAGGAGGAAUAAUUUCUUCCACAUUGACUGGAUUGUUCCUUAGCCAGGACCCAGAAUCUUCGUGGUUCAAAAUCUUCCUCCUGAUGUCUGCCAUUAAUGUGAUAAGCCUGAUUUUCUACCUUAUAUUUGCUAAAGCAGAAAUUCAAGACUGGGCUAAGGAAAAACAACAUACACAGUUCUGA